Effrenium voratum is the source of this 2010-nucleotide messenger RNA. NCBI's taxonomy places the organism in Eukaryota, Dinophyceae, Suessiales, Symbiodiniaceae. The record is from the annotation of a GenBank genome assembly.
GCGAAGCCAAGUCUCACCAAGAGAAGCCACACGUGCGAACCCCGACAUGGGCUGGGAGUCAGAGCUGGAAUGGACACAGGCGGCAAGGAUGAGGCCUCACUCGCCAAAGUGCGGGUGUGCGUGCGAUUCAGGCCUUUGCUUCCGGGGGAGGAGGGUGGCUCACGUAUCACCUGGGAUGAGGACAAUGCGCCUAGGGUGUACGUGGCUCCAGGCCGGAGCGAUGCCAAGACCUUCGAGUUUGAUCGGGUCUUCCAGCCGAGCACUUCGCAGCCGGAGGUCUUCCAGGGCGCUGGCCUCGAAAACUUUUUGGACGCGGUGAUGGAGGGCUACCACGCCACCGUCUUCGCCUACGGGCAGACUGGCAGUGGCAAGACCCACACGAUGGAAGGGUUCGUGUACCAGGCCGUUCCGGGCAAAGCCCCGCAGGUGAAGCCCGGCAGCACGCCCAGCGAGAGCUUGGGCCUGGUGCCUCGCAGCAUCGAGGGCCUCUUUCGGCGCAUGGAAUCCAAGGCGGAGACCGACAGCGAGCAACUCUUUACCUUGCGCCUCUCCUUCCUGCAGAUCUACAAUGAGCGGAUCUUCGACCUGCUGAACCCCGUUCACCUCAGCGGCGCCACAACCGCCGCCGCCGGGCUUCGGCUUCGCUGGAACUCGCGUGAGGCGGCAGUCUCGGUGGAGAACCUCUUCGUUUUCGAAUGCAGGACGCCUGAGGAAGCAUUGGGCUACUACAAGGCGGGCGUCAGGAAUCGCACCGUCGCCAGUCACCAGAUGAACCAGGCGAGCAGCCGCUCACACUCCGUGCUGAUGCUGACGGUGGAGAGGCGGUCCGGCGGGGAGCGGCUGGAACACAGCGCCAAGCUGACGCUGGUGGACUUGGCCGGCUCAGAGCGACAGGCGGCGACAGGUGCCAGCGGCCGAACUCUGCAGGAGAGCGUGGGUAUCAACCAGUCCCUCUUUGUCCUGCGGAAGGUGAUCACCUCCCUGGCCAAGAAGUCGGCGUCCAAGUCGGGCUCCUUCGCCUUCGUGCCGUACCGGGAAUCGAAGCUCACGGUGCUGUUGCGGGACGCCAUCGGGGGCUCGGGGUACACGCUGAUGCUGGCGUGCCUCUCGACUCUGGAGGCCAGCUUCGAGGAGAGCCUCUCAACUCUGCACUACGCCUGCACCGCGGGAUCCAUUCGCAACCGCCCCGCGGUGAACCUGGACCCAAUGUCUCAGCUGGUGCGGCGGCUCCGCCAGGAGGUGCAGAGCCUAAAGGGCCAGUUGGAGGCGGCGCAGAGGUAUGUGAUCCACCUCACGGGGCAGCCCAUCCCUUUGGAGGUGCUCCAAGGCAACGCCGCUCCGCCCGAGCCGCCGAUGCUGCCGCCGUAUGCGUGUUCGGCGCCAUCGCCGGCAGCAUCGGCGACUGCGCAGGCGCCACAGGCGGCGCCAGCGCCAGCUCCACCGCCCCAAGCGGCACAAGCGCCACAGCCCUCGCCCCGAGUCUUUCGCCAGCCUUCGGAUGCCUCGGAGGAAGCGACGCCGCGCGCCGCGACUCCGCGGGCGCCGGCAGCGCCUGCGCCGCCUACGCCUGCGUCAUCAAAGUAUGAGGAGGGAGGCGUGAGCCGGGAGCUGCUGGAGGAGCGGCUCCUGGACGCCGUGGCGUCGCUGCGGCAGUGCAGCAGCGAGAACUUCGCGCUGCGAAGGAGCCUGGAGCAGGCGGUCGAGGCCCGCGAGGCCGCGCAGCAGCAGCUCCGCGCGGAGCGCCGGGCCGCGCUCGCCGCGGCCGCGGACGCGGCGGGCGGAGGCGGAAGCGGCGGAGAGCCGGCGGGCGCAGGGCCGGAGCUGGCGGCCUUGGGCACCAUGCGGGCGUCGAUGUUCUACGACGUGCUGGUGCUCCGCGAGUUGAGAGAAUUUGAGCAGCGGCUUGUCCUUGGCUCUGUGUACAUCCGCGAGUACACCAAAGUGAAUGGCACAGUGCCGGAGAAUCAGAUCCUUCUGGGCUGUAAGGUUUCUGGAUGCCGGCCGUGCUAG